Trachemys scripta elegans is the source of this 4079-nucleotide messenger RNA. RefSeq names its product fucose-1-phosphate guanylyltransferase (gene FPGT). Lineage: Eukaryota; Metazoa; Chordata; Testudines; Emydidae. The record is from RefSeq and is a predicted model, not a curated record. Gene Ontology annotation, molecular function: transferase activity, transferring phosphorus-containing groups. Bases 76 to 1863 code for a protein of 595 amino acids. The transcript is spliced from 4 exons.
CCGGCCCGUGCGGGGAGGCGGGGCCGCUAACCGAACCCGGAAGGCCCCUGCUAGGCCAGGCCUUGCUCCGGCGAGAUGCGCGCGGAGGCAGAGCUCGAUGUUUUGCUCCAAGAGGCCACUCGGCGGAGACUGGCGAAGUUUGACGAGCUGAGAGGUAAAGUCACACAAACUGGAGAAUUCUGGGAUGUUGUUGUAAUUACAGCAGCUGACAAAAAACAGGAAUUGGCUUAUCAGCAACAGCUAUCAGAAAAGUUGAAAAGAAAGGAACUCCCUCUUGGAGUUCAUUACCAUGUUUUUGUGGAUCCUCCUGGACCAAAAAUUGGAAAUGGUGGAUCAACUCUUCAUGUCCUUCAGUGCUUGGAAGAAAUGUAUGGUGAUAAAUGGACUUCUCUUACUAUCAUAUUAAUUCAUUCUGGUGGUUAUAGUCAACGUUUACCACAUGCAAGUGCACUGGGAAAAAUUUUCACAGCUUUGCCUUUUGGUGACCCUAUUUACCAGAUGUUGGAGUUGAAGUUGGCAAUGUACAUUGAUUUUCCUACCCAUAUGAAUCCAGGAAUUCUCAUUACUUGUGCAGAUGAUAUUGAACUUUAUAGUAUUGGAGCAACAGAUGUCAUCAAGUUUGAUAAACCUGGGUUCACUGCAUUAGCUCACCCUUCAGAUUUGACUAUUGGUACCACUCAUGGAGUAUUUGUGUUAGAUUCAUCUGCUUUAUCAGAAAAAGAGCUUGAAUACAGAUCUUGUCAUCAUUUCCUACAUAAACCUAAUAUUGAAAAGAUGCAUCAGUCUGGUGCAGUAUGCAUAAGGAGGAAUUGCUCUCAACCAAACUCCUCUGGAGAACACUAUGACUUAAAAAUGGACUAUGAGUAUGUGUAUACAGACAGCUUAUUUUACAUUGAUCAUAGCAUUGCAAAACAAUUACUAACAUUUUUUAAGCAGCUGGAUACUCUUUCCUGUGAAAUAGAUGCAUAUGGUGAUUUUCUCCAGGCUCUGGGACCUGGAGCAACUCAUGAUUACACAAAAAUCACAGAUAAUGUCACAAAAGAAGGAUCACAGUUAGGAGAAAUAAGGCAGAAGCUAUUUUCUCUUCUUAAAGGAACAUCACUUAAUGUUAUAGUCUUAAAUAACUCCAAGUUCUAUCAUAUUGGGACUACACAAGAGUAUUUGUUUCAUUUUACUUCUGAUAGUAAAUUGAAAUUGGAGCUUGGCUUACUAUCUAAAGCUUUUAGCAUCUUUCCAGAUAAAGCAGAAAACUCAGAUAUAUCGGCAUGUGUCAUUCAAAGCAUACUGGAUUCAAGAUGUGUUGUAGCACCUGCCUCUGUUAUUGAAUACUCUAGGCUGGGACCUGAGGUUUCAGUAGGGGCAAACAGCAUUGUCAGUGGUUGUUGCAUAAGUGCUAACAUAGAUGUACCACCAAACUCUUUUGUGAGUUCAUUGAGCAUCAGGGUUAAUGGAAAAGUAAUGUAUGUGAGUAUGGUGCUUGGUGUAGAAGACAACUUGAAAAAGAAUGUGAAAUUGUUGUCAGACAUACAUUCCCUUCAGUUUUUUGGAAUCAGUUUACUGCAGUGCUUGGACCUCUGGGACCUGAGAGUUUCAGACCAACUCUUCUCUGGUGACAAGACAAUUUUGGGUUUGUGGACUGCUCGGAUUUUCCCUGUUUGUUCUACUUUAAGUGAUUCAGUUAGAGUGUCAUUAAAGAUGUUAAAUGCUGUGCAAAACAAGUCAGCUUUUAAACUGAAUGGCUGGAAGCUCCUGUCUAUUGAAGAAAUGCUCUUCUACAAAGAUGUAGAAGACAUGUUGAAGUUCAGGCAGCAAAUUUACGAAGAAAUCACUCUACAAAGAAACAAAGAGAAAUCUGAUUUGUAAAUGUACAGUAUUUUUACCCUUUUGUCUUUCUUUAAUAUGAAGAUGAUUGAUUGUUUUCAAGCUUGUAAAACCCAGAAGCAAAAAGUACACAUCUUUUCUGAUUUCAUUGAAGUAGAAAUAAUGAAAUUGCAUUAGCAGUGUUAUUGUAGCAUAACAUUAAUAAUGCAAAAAACACAGAUAAACUAUUCUUUUGAUGAAAGAAUUAAUGAAAUAUUUCAAAUCUAUGAAAAAACUAAGAGGUGAAUUUUCUUGGGGUAUCCAUUAUGUGGUGGGGUUUUUUUUAGUUUUUGUUAAGAAUAUGGAAUGAACAUUAAUUAAGAGUUUGAUUGUACUUUGAAGAAGUUUUAAGUAGUUUUCAAUAUUGGCUCUUGCAACAUAGUGUGGCAUAGCAAUGAGUUACAUUUCCCUCUUUUCAUGGUAUCCUUUUAAAAUGGGUAUUUUAAGAGGCUAAGGUAAUUUUUCAUUAUGCUAAGCAAAACAAAAGAUUUUUUUAUAUUUGUUUAAACUUUAGCUCGUCAUCAUUUUUACAAGCAAUGGGAAAUUUUGUGUAUGUGUGCUAUAUAUAUCUUCUUGCAGAAUACCGAAUAAUUUGUGGAAAGAAUUUAUCUAAAAAGCUGUGAUCUGAAAUAUUGUAUCAUAAGUAAAUUGACGUAAAUGCACUUUCCAUAUCUCUGCAUCAUGGUCCCUUCUGAAUCAAAGAUUUCCAGAAUCUAAUGGCUCAUUAACUUAUGAUUCCAAUUCUUUGAAUCCCCUUAUGGUGCUCUCAAGACUCUUACAUCUUGUGGACAUUUCAUAACUUCAGUUCUCAAAGGAGACCAGGGCCAAUAGAAUGUUCUGGUUCAGUAUCAACAUUGAGUAUCAAGCUGUGGUAAUGCCCCCUUCAUUGUCCCAUGUUCAGCUGUGUCCGCUUGCUACGUGCAGUCUCUCCUUCAAAAUAAUGUCCCUUUUCGUUCUAUAAUACUGACAUUCACAAUAUUCAGUGGCACUGGGCAUAGCUGUUUUGCCCAGAAUUUAGAAUGUUGUAACCAUACACAGUCUCCUCUCCGACAACUCUUCCUGCCCCCUUUAGACCUUACACACUUUCCAGAAGCUUCUUAGUUGAUGAAUAUACCUGCUCUUUUUUCAUCAUCUGGGAACAUGCAGUCACAUUUCCCAACCCACAUCACCCCUUCCAUCAUGCAUUUUUAUUCUUGUGCUGACUGUGGAUGAUCCUGUGCCCUGGCUGUCCAUUUUGUGUCUGUAUGCUGCGCUAAUUAACUCUGCACACUCCACAAAGUAAUUUUAACUAUAUUUUUUUCUCAGAUUGUUUUAUUACAUUGUUACAAUUUAAAAUAUUUUAACUUUUUUCCCCUUAGAAUGUGCCCAUUAAGCUUUCACAAUGCUAGGGCAAAUGAGUUAACCCAACAUAUGACUCUGCUAUGCAUAAGUGAAAGGUAUUUGUUCAGUAGCCGGAAAUGUGAGCAAAAAAUAGAACUGCAUUUCUCAUGAAAAAUAUAUUUGAAGUCAAACAUGAAUUUUAUUUUUGUCAGUCUCCAGUCCCCUAAAAUUAAUUAUUUUUAUAUUGUAAGCAUGGAACCAGAUUCUGAUCUCUGGCACUAGUGUAAAUCAGGAGGAACUCCUUGGAUUUACUCUAGUAAAACGAAGAUGAGAAUUGAGCCCAAUAUCUUUAAUGUUUAACAAUAGUUUUAAUGACAAGGCAAUGUAUACUGAGUGCAAAAUAAUGUUGAUCAUAUCAUGGAAUUAUCAGUAAUAAAACUAUCCCUUGUUGAGUUCUCCAGAGGUUUUAGAUGAAGGGAAAGCAUAGGGUUAUAAUGUGGAAUUUGAGGUUUGGCUUGUUAGGGUAGGGAACCUAAUGAGUGAGUGCCAUGGUUCACAAAAGCUCCUGUGCUUGUGAGUUGUAAUCAAAGACUAAGUAUUAUCAGAUUAAAUUUGUACCAACCUUUUUGACAUAUCUCACAGUAACAAAGUGCUUGUAGGCUGCUUUCUUAACUCCUAUUGAUAUUUCUUGAGGCCAGUUCCAAGGCAAUGGAAUAUCUCACCAAUAUUAUUUAAUACCAAAGUUUUCCUUAACCUUCAUCAUGUGUCGCUGGUAAGACACUACUUCUUUUGGAAGGUUUAUCUACUUGAGUUAAGUCUUCUGCAUGUGAAUCGGUACAGAAGAACUAGACCCCCCAGAGACUUGCAAGGGGGGGGUUGAGAGUGUGAAUUUAAUUUAC